Molecule: messenger RNA, 2309 nt
Organism: Pseudocercospora fijiensis CIRAD86
Lineage: Eukaryota; Fungi; Ascomycota; Dothideomycetes; Mycosphaerellales; Mycosphaerellaceae
Exons: 4
Coding region: 1-2058 (685 amino acids)
Biological process (GO): DNA-templated transcription; positive regulation of transcription from RNA polymerase II promoter by galactose
Cellular component (GO): nucleus
Molecular function (GO): DNA-binding transcription factor activity, RNA polymerase II-specific; RNA polymerase II cis-regulatory region sequence-specific DNA binding; zinc ion binding
Source: RefSeq, a predicted model, not a curated record
AUGGGUGCUGAUGCUGAUGCUGAUGCUGAUCCUGCACCUUCAGGAAAACGACGUCGGCUGGAGCGUGUCGCAGCGGCAUGUGAUCUAUGCAAACGACGCAAGGUGAAGUGUGAUGGCGAGCUUCCUUGCGGCUAUUGCAAACGGAAGCAUCGCGCGGACACAUGCCAUUUUACCGCUCCUAAGCCGCGAAACCACGUCCGUUCCGCCGGCAAUACUCCGAAACCCCCCGAGCAGACCGCCGCGAACGUCGGCACUCCUCUGUCUCCCACAGUCAGCCGAAGCGAUCACCAAGAGGAUACAGUCGUCCCUUUGGAAGGCCGAAUACUUCGUGACGCCCAAGGCAAAGUCAUCUUCAUCGGCGAUUGCGCGCCGCUGUCCUUCCUACAGACCGUAAGGCAUCUCAUUGCAUCAGGAGUCGACGCAGAGAGUAUCCCGCUUCAAGCAAGCCGAGACUCCAUCAUUGAAGUUGCUCGUCCUGCAUCGAGGGAUCAACAUCAGUCGCUUGCCGUAGAAUUGCACCAAGUGCCGUCUCUUGUGCAUGAAUAUAUCGUUACCACAAGUGGACUGGCCGACCUCUUUGAUCCAGAUGAGCUUUUGAAAGAGCUCAAAACGUGGGCAAGUGGCCUAACCUCACAUUCCAAUGACGCUGCGGCUGCGGUCUUCUUCCUCGUCUUGGCUGUCGGCGCUCAAGAGAGCCACGAAUCGAAAGCUGAAGCAUGGUUCAAGCAUGCACGAGAUCUCCUUCUCAAGAAUAUGACGAGUAGCAUGAAUGUACCUACAGUCCAAGGCUUUGCCUUGGUUGCCAUAUUCAUGCUUCGCGCGUUUCAACCCAAUGGUGCCUACCUGUACUUCUCUUUGGCCACUAGAACGGCAUAUGCGAUUGGAUUGCACCGAACAGAAGUCAAUGCUUCAUUUGGCGCGAGUCUCAAGGUAAUAAGAGAGCGUAUCUGGAAGAGUCUUCGAGUUAUCGACAUACUUAUGAGUAACAUCCUGGGACGACCUCCCUCAAGCUCCGAUGUCGACUGUACCGUCAAGUAUCAUGCACCAAGCAGCAACACGGACAUAUCCGCAGACCUUCUCGACGCAAGCGUGCAGAUCUUCAUGAUUAUUGAAAGAGUCGUGGUCGAAGUUUAUUCACGGAAGCGUAUCUCUCUCCGGAUCGCCAGUUAUGUCUCCCGUCAGCUGAAGGGCUGGGCUUCAAAUUGGCUCAAACCGCUCUCAGAGAUCACCAAGAUGGACACAGCCAGCACAAGAAGAAAGGCUAAUGUUGGCGCCUGCUCCACGUUGUGCUCAUAUUUCUAUGGAAUCAUGCUUCUCACGAGGCCAUUCCUGAUUUACGAGCUGUACGAGUAUAUGGGUGCGUCACUGAACGGCGGUGGUACUCAAGCAGAUCACGAGGAGAAACGCAAGUAUGCGGACGCAGCGCUUGACGCAGCUGCAUCAUUUGUUGAAACUUUGCAAGCAGCUGUCAACACUGCGCAGAUGCCGCUAAGGAUGCCACUCGUGGUUUCUUGGCUGUUCACGACUUCUCUGGUUCUAGCCGUAGGCGUACUUGGCCGAUCCGGACUUACCUUUGAGGAUACCUGCCGGGCGUCCAUCCGAUGUCUAGACUAUUUUGGCAAAGUAGACCCUCACGCGCGACAAUAUUCCUUAAUCGUCCAAGCUUUGCUCAAGACAACUGUGGCACAUGUCAAGAAGAGAGAGCUCCAUCUACGCUCGCAACGGAAGCAAGCAUCUUCACAAUUAUUUGGGAUGAUAUCAAACACUUCCGAUACAAGCAUAUCCGCACCCGCUUCCGAGCGCUUUUCCUCGCCGCCUCUUGGGCAGGUGCCACCGACCACUUUGCCUCCCGAUGGUACAAACAGCACGGCGUCGGCCGACUGGACCAUCUACGACGCCGAUUUCUUCGCCCUUCCAUGGAUCACUGAGAACGACCAGGGCUUGCAAGAUUUCCUCCAGCCUGGAACUCACACCCUUAACGGUCCUUCUGUCGCCGACAUCCCGCUCUUUCCCAUCUAUGACCAGCAAACCAGUGGUGGAUUCUUCCAUAACUGUUAGACCCAAGUUCGGUCUUCUAUGUCUAGUUCGUGAUAUCCCUAGGCAAACCAAGCUUAUCAAAUCUUCUUCCGUCGCGCGACUGCAGCCUCGCUCGUUUCAUCUCGGGAUGUACGUAAAAACGGAAUGAGCUUGGUGCCACCUGUUCCAACAAGAUCGUGCGUCUGAGGCUUUUCUGAUGCCAGCUUUGUCGAAGCUGAAGCAAUGUCCCUCCGGUUCACGCCGUUCGCAGGCUUCGGUGAGCGACUUGGGAU